AUGCCUGAGUCAAAUUCGUCGAGAUCAAAGCGUCCGCGGUUAACCGAAGUUGGCGAGGAAGACACAACCGAUGACCGUCCACAUUGCCGCAACCGCGUACAUGAAAGGGUCUCCCAUGUCGCUAAAUUGCUCCAAAAAUGGAGUUGGACCUUUCCUCAGCUCGUCAAACACUGGAGCAAUCACAACAAUGGCGCCAGGGGAAAGCAACGUGCCAGAAAAAUAGUGGAUAUCCUACGAGUGUUCUUUACGGACGACAAGGAAGCCACAAUCAAAGAUCUAAGAAAUGAUCCUAUCACGAUUGAUGUUAUAGACGUUGCGACAACUUAUUUAGUCCAGGGAAUACGCGCAGAAUUCGAUGAGCUACGACGGUCGUCCACAUUCGGCCGGUGGAAGGCAGAUGAGGAUUUCAAAGACAUAGACAUGUCAAUGGUGGCAAAGGAGCUCUCGGAGCGUGCGCCACUGUUCAUGAACCUGAUGACCGAACUAGCCUCCAAUACCAUUGCCAAAAGUAACGGCUUCAUACGCAAGGAAGAGGAGAGCUAUCUUGUGAUGCUGGCAUCGAUCUUGCUGCUGAAAUCAUCCAAGGACACCGCAAACCACUUUGCACGUAUGCUGGGACUAUAUCUUCAACACAUGGGCGCUGAUCGACGCACCAUAGAGGUGCUUGACGGUCUGGGAGUCACGGAAUGUGCUAUCACACAUUAA
This is a messenger RNA of Penicillium bovifimosum, 705 nucleotides long. RefSeq lists its product as uncharacterized. The transcript has a single exon. The coding region runs from base 1 to 705 and encodes 234 amino acids. NCBI's taxonomy places the organism in Eukaryota, Fungi, Ascomycota, Eurotiomycetes, Eurotiales, Aspergillaceae. The record is from RefSeq and is a predicted model, not a curated record.